Capronia coronata CBS 617.96 is the source of this 4602-nucleotide messenger RNA. RefSeq lists its product as uncharacterized. The transcript has a single exon. The record is from RefSeq and is a predicted model, not a curated record. Lineage: Eukaryota; Fungi; Ascomycota; Eurotiomycetes; Chaetothyriales; Herpotrichiellaceae. The coding region runs from base 1 to 4602 and encodes 1533 amino acids.
AUGGAGUCUACCCCGAAAACCCCAGACGCGGACACGGAAAUCCCAACAGGACAACAAGUGGCCAGUGUGUCCAGAGAAGGCAGCGGUCUCGGGCUAUUGACGUCGCCCCAACGUAAGCUGGAGCGUCCACGAGCAAGCGGCAGACGUGCAGAGUUCAGCCCGCCACGAAGAAGUCCACCUACCUCGAACGGAAGCGGUAGCGGACGUAUCUACAACUCUAUCAUCGCGCAGGCAUCUCCCUUACUCAAGGCCGCCGCAGACACGAAGCGAGAACCAGACCAGCUUGUCGAGAACACCGAGGAGGCGCCGGGACCCAUACCAUAUGAGCCCUCGGCAUCAGCAACGUCCAUGCCAGAAGUCCCUCCAGUACUGCAGCAGGGCAAUGCAGAAACAGACAAACUAGCCGAGAAGCACAUCCCGGAUGAGGAAAUGCGGGCCAAAUAUGGACCGCUGCUUGCUCAGAAAGAAUAUUUGCAGAAGGAGCAGAAAGAGCUUGGGAACAAAAUGGACAUCCUUGAACGUGAAUACGAAACGCAAAGAGAGCAGUUGGAGAAAUAUCCGGAAAAGCUCUCCCAAGUCGAAGAUAUUGUGGCUCAGACAAAACAGGAAGUUGUCCUCAUCGCGGGUACCGCUAACUUCUUGUACGACUCCUACCUUGAUAUCAAACAGAAUCUCGAGGCGCUCAAACGUCGCAAUGCGGAUUUCGAGCGGUCAAACAAUGUGUGUCUGCAAGAGGCGGCGGCCGCACGAAAAACAGAGCAAGAAGCGCUGGACAAGUACCAUUCCAAGGACGAAGAGAUGGCGAAUCUUCUAAAGAUGCUGGAAGAGUCUAAGACAGAAAAUAUGCGACUAAAGAGUCAGCUUCAAGCCUCCAAGAAGCAAUACGAGGGCCUACGCAAGGACCUCGAGGGCUGUCGCCGUUGGCUUGACAAGGCACGCACAGAACAGCUUCGAAAGGACCGAGAUCAACUUCAAUUCUGUGAUAACUGGUUAAUGGACCUCCUACCCAAGAAACAACCAUUCCGACAUCUUUCAACAUCGUCGGCGACUCAAUACCAAACCUUGGAAGACUAUAUCAACAGUUCGCCCAUGGGGACUGUCCCUCCGUCUAUCAAAAGCCUAGCCAAUACGCCCAGGAGUGCCACAGUCAGACAUCUUCCUCCGAGAAAUAGGGCUUCCACAGGACCAAUGCUGUCCAACAUGCGGUUCUCGUUACCUCAAUCUCCUCGACACCCAGUCCCGUCACCAGCUCGACCGCUUCAGCCUGCUGCUUUGGACAACAGUGUGCCAGCCUCGAGCCAGGCCCAGGUUGAGUCAGCAGCGUCCAGUCCUCAGCUGCCGUACUGGGUGACGGAAGGUAAUGGAGAAAAUGCUUCUCCUCGUCCCUCUCGCAUGUCGCUUGAUCUUGCGGACCUUCAGAAACAAAUCAAUAUUUCAGGUCUGGUAUUUUCGGGAUCGCCUUCCAAUCGACUCUCUCUACCACGCUCAUUGGAUAGUCCUAGCCGUCCGGCACCCUUGAGAAUUCGGACCGCUGCAGGCCAAGGACAAGAGGAAGAGGGCAUCAGUUCGGCCGGAGCAGUCAGGGAGGACAACGGGUCGCAGCGUUCGCCGGGGCAGACUGGCUCUCGAGACGAGGUUGAACCUGCCGUGAACAGACAAAGCCCUCCAGGCCGGUCUGCAGAACCGGCGGAAGGAGGUGACGGCGGCAGUGACGAUGCGGCUGACUUGGAGAGUCAGUCACGAUUGGAAACCCUCUCUCCUAUAUCGCUGACUUCUAUGAAUAUUCCUGGCUCGAACAACAAGGAUGAGGAACCAGACGCGGAGAUUGAAAGCAUUCGAACGCCUGCAACGGCCGGUGAUCUGUCAGACGUCAGCGAAGAGAGUCAUGCUCAGUCACUCCAGAUAGCCUCAAGCGGAAGAAACACGCCUGCACCAUCGCCAGGAUCUAACAGCGUCAGCCAGGACCUGGUUUCCUCUGAAGAGCUGCUGCCACCCCCGAGAACAAGCAAUCCAGAAACGGCGAUCCAAAGAAGAUCCAGCUCGUCGUUAAGCAAUCCUCGAUAUCUAAAGGCGGACAACAACACCACAUCUUCUUCCACCAGCAACAUGCGACUAUUAAAUGGAUCGCGCCGGACCAGCAUGAGCGAGAGACCACGAGUAGCAGCCAGGAAUCUGGCUCCCAUCAAAACCAUACCCCAAGCUCUUCAGAGUAGCAUCCCGACCAAAGUUUCGCCUCUCCGAACUCCCGUUCGGCUCUUGGGCUCAGCUGAUGAAGCACCAAUAUCUCGAACGACAUCGCUCUCUCCGCGGCUAGUGAAGGUCGACGAUACCGCAGCCACUAGCAGUGCCAUUGGGUAUCCUCAAACUCCCGGUCUGCGGAGACGUGCGCCCAUGUCGCCUCUGAAUGCGUCCUACCAACCACCUCAUCUUCAACUAUCGACCCCCUUCGAAGAGCGGCUCCAAGCGAACGUUAUGUCAACUCCUUCGCCGCCGCAGCCAUUUGCAGGACUGAGAACUCCAGAAAUCAAUGCCGAAUCUUCGGAAGACGUUUCUCCUGGUACAACCAUCGUUGGAUCGGACUAUUCAGACAAUGGUGGCAGUGGGCACGCUUGCUGUUUUCCGGACGACGAGGGAGCGGGGACUUUGAGAAGCAUAUCUUUAAGUCCGACGCUGUCCCCAAGGCCGGGUGAGGCAUUUCAAGUACAUCAUACUGAUGGCCGACCAAGGGAUGUCUCCUCUGAUGAUGAUUUCGCUGCGCAACGCCAUCCGGUCAUGGAGCCAAUUGAUGAUGUGUGUGGUGGUACCAUAAUCCUUGCAGAGAACUAUGGGACAACACCAGGGUUCAUCUCCAAAGGUGUAAGCGCUCUUCGACGACUUCCUGUCGAUCCUCGCAUGAGUCCCAGUCUCUCCAGCGGAACACUAGAGGUUGUGAUGACCCCGAUUGUCUCGACGAUGGCAUCGUUAGCCAGUGCCAUCGCCUCCAUUGGCCGCAAUUCGGAUUCCCCUCUCAACCGGAGUCACUCCCCUGCCCGUGGAAGUGGAAGUGGAAGUGGAAGUGGAAGGGAGAGCGAGAGUGAGCCCGAGAUUGGAAGUGAAAGUGAGCUUGAAACAGAAGAUGACUACAAGACACCAGUCCCGACUUCACCUCAGCGCAGCGACCGAACAGAGACGGCAGACUCAACUUCAAGAUUAGGGCCGAGGACAAUGCACAGAGAGAACUCAUCUUCAGGACCAUUCAGCCAAGGUCAAAAUAUUUCUUCUCAAUCAAAGACAGCGAGAGAAGGAAAGUCAUACUCGACAUGGCCAUCACCACUUGGAGCAAAAUGGAAGCAGUGGGCUCAACAAUAUAAGAUCAGCUCGUCAUUUGGCCGUCUUUCAAGAAUCACAUCCACAACACCCACACCCACACCUACAUCCACAUCCACAGUCACGCCCUCGAGCCAAAGUCCAAGCACCCGAAGACGUCGACAUCUGUUCAUCGUCAUCCUAGUGGCAUACGUGACGAUGGCCCUGUUCGUCCUCAAGUACGGACCUAUGGCGACGUUCUAUAGCAGUACCAGCACCAAUCCUACCACUGCUCGUAUACCGCGCCAUACGAUGGAGAGCUCGCUGAACAGACAGGAUUCGAUGAUGAGUACAUAUCCUUCCGACCAGACACAAGCUCAUGAGGCUGCAUUAACCGAGAUGGACGCAUCAACAUUGACGCUGACGUUAACGGAGAUACCACGUCCGGUCGAGCCCUGCACACCCGUUCCCAAGAAGACACGCUUUGCGCAUGACCAUACACAUCCUAAGUCUGCUGGUGGCACUGCUCAUUCGAGCCCAGCAAACCAUCUCGACGAACUCUGCACUCUUACGCCUCUUCACGCUUCCACGUCAUGCGUCAUUCCCAACGAAAUGCCAGACUUGGAGUCUAGGUCUGACUCUGAAGCUGGGUCUGAGUCUCACUGUGAUCACGCGCAAGUCUCGGACAAUAUACAGAGUAUCUACUCCUGGGUGAUCAAGUCCAUCACAGACCUCAGUCGCAGAUACUCCACCCGCACGUCAGAAUCGAGGUCCCGGACUAGUGUUUUCACUCUUGUGCCCAAGGCAGACCCGAAGGAAGCAUUAUCAAAGCAAGACACAGGUACAGGCGACACUUCAAAGACAGUAUCUCCACCCACGACAAGACUUGUCUCCUUGACGCCACUUUCACCGCAAGAUGCCGCUUCAAUGCCAUUGUUUAGCUACCAAAAUCAAAGCCUUCUCGAAAUGCAGCAGAAAGAGCGAGAGAAGCAGAAGAAGAAUCGAAAGCAGAAGCAGAAUCCAAGCCAGACGCUCUGGACCAAGAUCCUCAAUCAGCCCCAAAACCCAGACCAGGUUGAAAGUUAUCACGACCACAGACAGGACAAUACCAAAUCUCACCAUAACCACUAUACUCCCGCAAAAGACUCGAACCGCAACGACCACUUCAGCCAUUCUCAAUAUCAGUAUCAGUAUCAGUCCCAACGUCGCUCCUCCCGCUCCGUAGGCCCCGCAUAUUGGGGGUUCGUUCCAGGCCUCGAGCGACGACUUGAUAUGUUCAAACUCGAUCUCCUGAACUGGCUUAUGGGAGAGGAAUGA